CUGCGUACAUUUUGACGUCUACAGUUUCCGGAAGUGGAUUGUUCAGCCCGUGGUUCAGAGUAAAAAAACGAUAGCACAAACAAAUAUACGUAUUUCUUUAAUUUCAACAUCACAAAUGUCAGGGGGGGGCCGUUUAGAGAACGCGAAUCCCUUGAUUUUUCAACGAACAGGCGAGAGACUUCAGACCGCAAAUGACGAGGACGAAGAUGUUGCUGAUCCCAUCGACGACAGAGAAAUAUUUGAUCUCAUCAGAUCCAUUAAUGAUCCUGAACACCCACUGUCCCUCGAGGAGUUGAAUGUCGUGGAACAAGUGCGAGUGCGCGUAGAUGACCAAGAGAACACAGUGGGUGUGGAGUUCACCCCCACUAUACCCCACUGCAGCAUGGCAACUCUCAUAGGCCUGUCCAUCAAAGUCAAACUGCUGCGGUCCCUGCCAGAAAGGUUUAAGAUUGAUGUGCACAUCACUCCUGGGACGCAUGCCUCAGAAGAUGCAGUCAACAAACAGCUGGCAGACAAAGAGAGAGUGGCCGCUGCACUCGAGAACUCCCAGCUUCUGGAGGUGGUCAACCAAUGUCUGAUAUCCAAUGCAAGGACGGGCUGAUCCCUCCUGAUGGAUCAAUUGAAAAUUCUCCUUAGUCCAGGACUAGGCUUAAUGUUUCUCUCCUUACAUGCUAACUGGACUGGUUGUUCAGAUUAUGUUGAGUAAAUGGCAAAUGUAUCAUGUAUGCUGCAAUAGAUUAAAAUAAUACAAACAGAAUUCCAAUGUAGUUCUGCUAUAGGCAGAAAUAACUAUACUGUGUGUUUUGUAUGUCUUCACUAUAUUCCUGACAUCUUCAGUUUAACAGUAUUAUAGAGAAGCAUUGUAUCCUUUAUUAUACAGGUAAAGCAAUAAAAUACAGGGUUAUAUCUUAUGUCAUUGAAAAUAUACCUAAAUAUUCAUGGCAUUUGGGAAGAGAACAAAGAAAGUAUCUUAUAAAUGAAGCAAUCUCAACGUACACAAUGACAUGAAAGCCCAAAGACUGGGGACACUGAAUAAGAAAGGCCUUAGUUUAUAACAUGUCUUGGGGAGAAAUUAUAUAUAGUAUAAUACUUGUGCCAUUGGAUUUCCAUCAGAUGCCUUGUUUCAUAUCUGUCUGAAAUAAAAUAGUAUACAAUCUGUGAAA
Messenger RNA from Oncorhynchus masou masou (cherry salmon), 1163 nucleotides. Its product is annotated as cytosolic iron-sulfur assembly component 2B-like. The transcript has 5 exons. Gene Ontology annotation, cellular component: cytosolic [4Fe-4S] assembly targeting complex. Gene Ontology annotation, biological process: iron-sulfur cluster assembly. NCBI's taxonomy places the organism in Eukaryota, Metazoa, Chordata, Actinopteri, Salmoniformes, Salmonidae. The record is from RefSeq and is a predicted model, not a curated record. Bases 116 to 601 code for a protein of 161 amino acids.